GGCUACCUAACACAUCCGCCAUUUUGAUUCCAAUGUGUUUUUUCCUGGUUCGAUUGACGUUUUUUAUCUUCAGAAAAUGUCUCUAAAAAACGUAGUAGGAAGCCGCAUUUUGAAUAAAUUGUUGAAACCGCUCCACAAUCCAGGCGAAUGGAGGGCUCUUAUUCUCGAUAAACUCAGCACUAGGAUGAUUUCUGCGUGUAUAAAGAUGCAUGAUAUUAUUGAUUCUGGUAUCACAAUCGUAGAAAACCUCCACAAAUCAAGAGAACCUCUACCAAAAAUAGAAGCAAUCUAUAUCCUUACCCCUGAAGAAGAGUCAAUCAAAAUUAUUGUGGAUGACUUCAAAAGCUUCCCAGUCAAGUACAAGGCAGCCCAUAUAUUUUUCACAGAAGUUUGUCCUGAUCAAUUAUUGAUGGAAUUACAGAAAAUAAAGAAGUAUAUCAGAUCACUGAAAGAAAUCAACAUUGCAUUUCUUCCAUAUGAAGCACAGGCUUAUACUCUUGACAGUGCAAUAGCAUUUGAGAAAUUCUAUAACCCAAGUGUAGAGAAUUCAGACAGAAUUAAACACAUGGAGAAAUUGGCUGAACAGCUUGCUACGUUGUGUGCAUGUCUGGGAGAAUACCCAUCGAUCAGAUUCAGGUGCGAGUCCCCCAAGCUUACCGAAUUUGCUCACAUUGUUCAGAAUAAACUGGAUGCUUAUAAAGCUAAUGAUCCAACAAUGGGAGAGGGCAGUAACCACAAACACAGAUCCCAGUUGCUUCUUCUUGACAGAGCUUUUGAUCCAGCAUCACCUCUUCUUCACGAGCUGACCUUCCAGGCGAUGGCAUAUGAUCUACUUAGCAUUAAUAAUGAUGUUUACAAAUUUGUCACCAAAUCAGGAGAUUCCGACUUCAAGGAAGCUUUACUUGAUGACACAGAUGAGAUGUGGAACAAGCUUCGACACCUUCAUAUUGCUGAUGUAUCAAAGAAAAUAUCUGACGAAAUCAAAGAAUUUGCUUCAGAAAAAAGGAUGUCUACAAAAGAAAAGCAGAGCACACUAAAAGACCUACAAGUGAUGCUCAAGAAAAUGCCUCAGUACCAACAGGAACUGAGCAAGUAUAUUCUUCACUUCCAUCUGGCUGAAGACUGCAUGAAGCAUUACAAAGAGACAGCUGACAAGUUGUGUGGUGUGGAACAGGAUCUGACAACAGGUGUAGACAAACAUGGUGAGAAAAUCAAAGACCCCAUGAGAAACAUCGUACCACUCCUUCUGGACAAGACAGUCAGCAUUCAUGACAAGAUCAGGAUCAUUCUUCUGUACAUACUGUUCAUGAAUGGACUUUCCGAAGAAAAUUUGACCAAACUUUGCCAACAUGCUCAGAUUCCAACAGCAGACAGGGCCAUCAUCAUGAACAUGGCGAAUCUUGGAGUUCCUAUUACAAAAGACGCUGGUAACAAGAGACCCAAGCCCAAUCGUAAAGAACGAGAUGAAACAGUCUAUCAGCUGUCACGAUGGGUGCCUUACGUUAAAGACAUCAUGGAGGAUGCCGUUGAAGAGAAGCUUAGUGCAUCAACGUUUCCUUUCCUGAACCAAAGGUCUGGGGUAGGAUUCUCAUCUGCUGCUGCAGGGCAGGCCGUCAGCGCACGUUAUGGUAAUUGGUAUAAACACGAUAAGGCAUCCAGUGAGGCACGUGAUGUGCCACGCCUUAUCGUCUUCAUCAUGGGUGGAGUCUGCUAUUCUGAGCUAAGAGCAGCUUAUGAGGUUACAGCAGCUAACAAGAAUUGGGAGGUCCUCAUCGGCUCAGAUCAGAUAGUUACUCCAAAGCUCUUCCUAGAGAAGCUUGGCACUCUUGGAAACUCUUGAGAAUUUGACACUUAACAGGAAUCCGUUUAUUAAAUGAAUAUUGUUAAUCACAAUUAACCAGAUAGUAUUCUCGUUAAUCAAAUCAAGCAGCUUUUGAUACCGUGCUUUGCCUCUUGUGGGUUUCCUAUGGUACAGACAAGGAAAGGGAAUGAGGAGAAGUGCCCCACAAUUUAUCUAGCAGGCAGCAGAUUAUGUUUCUGCUGUAACUAAAGAAACCAUAUAAAAUAACAAUGCUAUAAUUAUAAAUUUUAAAAUUAAACCUAAGGAAAUCUUACUAAUUGAAGGUGUAAAUUUUUUAAAAAAUAAUUGAAUGUUGCUUUUGCCUUUGAAAUGCUCCCGUGAAGGAUCAUGGUUAAUAUUCAAACUGAUAACGAGUAGAUUAAGAUCAAAGUAUACACGACGUUAACAAAUGUACAUAUAUCACUAGAUUUUUGUAACAAAACACUGAAUUUAAAUAAAAAUUAUCAAAUCAA
Molecule: messenger RNA, 2313 nt
Organism: Actinia tenebrosa (Australian red waratah sea anemone)
Lineage: Eukaryota; Metazoa; Cnidaria; Anthozoa; Actiniaria; Actiniidae
Product: syntaxin-binding protein 1
Biological process (GO): vesicle-mediated transport
Source: RefSeq, a predicted model, not a curated record